Messenger RNA from Yarrowia lipolytica CLIB122, 1032 nucleotides. RefSeq lists its product as uncharacterized. Gene Ontology annotation, molecular function: protein binding. The record is from RefSeq and is a predicted model, not a curated record. Lineage: Eukaryota; Fungi; Ascomycota; Dipodascomycetes; Dipodascales.
AUGGUCCCCCAUAACUACACAUCUACAAUGGACUACGGCAAGAUUCAGGAGUACAUGGCGACGAGCCAGCCUCUCAUGGCGAUCGAGAAGCUGCAAAAACACCUGUCCACGGCCCCAGACGAUCUUUUGGCGCUCCAAUUACUAGGAGAAGCUCUACUGGAAAUCGGAGAGCCCGAGCAGGCGUACAAUCACAUCAAAAUGGCGGCCGACGCGGAUCCAGACGGAUCCAAGGGCGGCUACGAGAAGUUUCUGUGGCUGGGCCAGCUGGUCGGAGGCAGACAGGGCAUUGAGUGGUACAACAAGGGAAUUGAGGGCCUCAAACAGGACAUUGCUAACGACGAGCACAAGCUGGGUUCGGGGUCGCUGGACCAGGACUCCGACCACACCAAGCAGGCACUCGCAUACAAGAAGCGAAAGCUGUGCGAAACGCUGUGUGGAAUUGUCGAAAUCUGGAUGACCGACCUGUGCAUGGAGGAAGAGGCCGAGACCCAAUGUGUCAACCUGAUGGAGGAAGCUAUCAAGACCGAUAAUGAGCAUGCCGAGAGCUGGGCCGUGGUGGCCAGCGUGCGAAUCAGUCAGCAGAAGAAUGAGGAGGCCAAGGAGGCUCUUGCCAAGGCAUGGGAGAUUUUUGCCGUGGACCAGGAGCCUUCUCUUCCCUCCAUCAUGCAACUGACUAAGAUGCUCAUUGAGAUGGGCAUGCUUGAGCAGGCUCUGGAGGCGUCGGUUCGAAUCCACGAUCUCAAUGAUGAGGAGAUUGAGGGUUUCUAUCUGGCUGGCCUGGCCUCUUUCACGGCCUGGGAGCAGGACAAGGAGGACCUUACACACGCUGUAGCCGCAGCUUCUGCCUUCCAGCGAGCCUCCAAGCUGUACGAGAAGCAAACCAAGCAAUUUGGCGAGGCUUCUUGCGACCCAGAGGUGGUGCAGCACAUUCAGGAGAUGUACGCCAAGCUGCCCUCCGAUCUGGAGAUUGAGGAGGACAAGAAGGAGGAGUAUGACGAUUCUUGGGAAAAGGAAAUUGUUUACGAGGAGUAA